GUUUGUAUCAUCUUCAACAGAUCAAGUCAGAACUUCCGACGUAGCCUGGAGUGAUCCAGAGAACUUGUUAGACGUUAGUCUGAUUAUAGAAUGAUCACAAUAGGCUUACCCUGAGGCCAGAAUCUUGUCCUCAUCAGCAAAUUUUAAAACUUUUAGCGGUAUACCGUCUGCAAAAAUAGUCAAAGCUCAUGGAUACCGCCAACUUGAUCGGAAUAUGUGGUUUAACAGCACCGGUAAUAAUUUUGGCGUGGAAUAUCGGUGUUGCAUGCGCACGCAGGGGCAAAAAACCAACGCGGGAAUCAUUUGUAACAGGAAAAGGACGUCACAAUAAUGUUUAUUCACUUGAACAACCGGAAGUUAUCGUUAUUGGGUCGGGAGUUGUUGGAUCUGCGGUUGCGACUGCGUUGGCUCGCGACGGCCGGUUUGUAACGGUUAUCGAACGGGAUUUAAAUGAGCCGGACAGAAUCGUUGGUGAACUUUUACAACCUGGCGGAGUGCGCGCUUUGCAUCAGUUGGGAUUGUCCAAUUGUGUAGAAAACAUUGACGCGCAAAUAGUAAACGGAUAUGUGGUGCACGAUCUGGAAACCGGAGCCCACGUGGAGAUACCCUAUCCGACAUUUGGCAGCCAGAAGCAACAAGGAAGGUCAUUUCAUCACGGGCGGUUUGUCCAAAAUCUGCGCGGAUUAGCUCAGGACGAGCCUAGAAUUCGAAUGAUCGAAGCGAAUGUCGUUAACCUGUUGGAAUCCGAGGAUUCUGAUCGCAUUACUGGAGUCGAAUACAAACUGCGCGAUUCUGAGCAGACAUCCCGUUUAACUGCUCCACUGACCAUCGUGUGCGAUGGACAUUUUUCUCGAUUUCGGCAGAAGCUGGUACGCGAAAAUGUCCAGGUGUCCUCACAUUUUGUGGGGCUGCUGAUGGAGAAAUGUCCCCAGUACUUGCCUUUACACGCUGAACUGGUUCUCGGUAAUCCAUCACCGGUUCUAAUCUACUGCAUAUCUGAACAACACACCAGAGUGCUGGUCGACGUUCAAGGCAAACUACCCAAAAAUAUGCCGGACUUUAUGGUAUCGGAAAUCGCACCGCAGUUGCCUGACCACAUUCGGCAGCCGUUUCUGGAUGCUGUAUCAAGCGGUACUCGCAUUCGCAGCAUGCCUUCAUCAUUUCUCCCGCCGCGACCGCAUUAUCGUCUCGGUGCGAUUAUUCUAGGCGAUGCGUAUAACAUGCGACAUCCGCUGACAGGAGGCGGGAUGUCCGUUGGACUGCACGAUGUGAUCCUGUGGCGGAACGCUCUGCGGAAUGUAGCGGACUGCGCCGAUGUCUACGCCGUUCGUAAAGCUCAGACUCUCUUUCACCGGCAGCGGAAGAACAAUCACGCCUUUGUCGUCAACGUACUAGCGCAAGCGUUGUACGCACUGUUUUCAGCUAGCGAUAGAUACCUACACAGUUUGAGGAAAGCCUGCUUCGAAUACUUCAAACUUGGCGGGGAAUGUGUCGCCGGUCCUGUUGGAUUAUUAUCAGUUCUCAACCCAAGUCCUUGGAAGCUACUAGGACACUUCUUUGCUGUGGCCUUUUAUGCCGUAUAUUGCAAUUACCGGGACAUUCGAUCUUUUCGCUCCUUGCGAAGGUUUAUGUUGUACCCCUUAGGAAUCGUGUCCAAAGCAUGUUCUGUUAUUUUUCCACUGAUUUGGUCAGAAAUCAAAACAAUUGUUGUCUACUAAAACUUUCGGAUGCUGGAUUUCACUUCUUGUCUACAAAAAUUUUCGGUUGCAGGAUUUGCAGCCUAUACGGCUUUCGAUUAGCAUACGGUUACAUUCAAGUUGAGUGGCGCAACUUUUCUUGACUUAUAUGCUGCGAUUUGCGACGUUUUUUUUUAAUUUGCCGUAGUUGCCGAUAUUUAAGUCAAAAAUACUUCGUACCUCA
Messenger RNA from Paramacrobiotus metropolitanus, 1920 nucleotides. RefSeq names its product squalene monooxygenase-like. The record is from RefSeq and is a predicted model, not a curated record. Gene Ontology annotation, biological process: sterol biosynthetic process; cholesterol metabolic process. The transcript has 7 exons. The coding region runs from base 189 to 1718 and encodes 509 amino acids. Gene Ontology annotation, molecular function: flavin adenine dinucleotide binding; squalene monooxygenase activity. NCBI's taxonomy places the organism in Eukaryota, Metazoa, Tardigrada, Eutardigrada, Parachela, Macrobiotidae. Gene Ontology annotation, cellular component: endoplasmic reticulum; membrane.